This is a messenger RNA of Morone saxatilis (striped sea-bass), 984 nucleotides long. RefSeq names its product transcription factor 24-like. The transcript has 2 exons. Lineage: Eukaryota; Metazoa; Chordata; Actinopteri; Moronidae. The coding region runs from base 243 to 782 and encodes 179 amino acids. Gene Ontology annotation, molecular function: protein dimerization activity; RNA polymerase II transcription regulatory region sequence-specific DNA binding; DNA-binding transcription factor activity, RNA polymerase II-specific. Gene Ontology annotation, biological process: developmental process; regulation of transcription by RNA polymerase II. The record is from RefSeq and is a predicted model, not a curated record.
AUUAUAUUAAGUUAUGGUUUAAUAAAUAAAUGCAAAGGCAAUAACUUCAGUUAACAUAUAAAUUAAAAGUUAAGUUAAAUAUAGAACAGAUGCGUACAGAUUAUAAUAAAUGACUCCUAGGUUGUCUAUAAAAUAGUCUUGUCAAUUAUAAUUUGAGCUCAAUAAAACGUGCAAUAUAAGGCCAGGUUAAACUACAAACAGUGACUUGUGAUGUGACUCUGCAGGUCUGUAAGUGCACCCCGAUGGUUGGAAGACAGACGCUCCGUAUGGACAGCGGUAAUUGCUCCGGGGCGGUGGUGGAUGACAGCCCUGCAUCCAGUCCGAGCUCGAGUCCCAGUCCGGACGGUCGUCGUCGGGAGCUCCAGCGGGCCAGGGUGCUCCAGACCGGCGGGCUCGGCGGCAGAGGACGCCCGGCAGCAGCCAACGCAGCGCGGGAGAGGAGCCGAGUGCAAACCCUGAGAACCGCGUUCCUGGAGCUACAAAGGACUUUGCCGUCCGUUCCGCCGGACACCAAGCUGUCCAAACUCGACGUGUUGAUACUGGCCACCACCUAUAUUGCCCAUUUGACUCGAACACUACAAGAAGAAGGUGCGGAGGAUGGAGAGAGCACAAAACAAACAGAGGCGUUACACUCGUUGAAAGGGGACGGCUACCUGCACCCAGUGAAGAAAUGGCCUAUGCGAUCCAGACUGUACGUCGGAGCAACCGGACAGUUCCUCAACACCACAAACACUUCAGAGUCAGAGAAUCAAGGCCCUUCAUCGUCCACCUCCCAGAAAUAGGCUUAAAUCAUUUGUGUGAAGCGGUUUCAUAUUUUGCAUGAGUCCAUGCAGUUUGCUGUGGCGUAAGCCUCAUGAUUGUAGAUCAAUUAGCCUAUCUGAUUUUACUCCCACUAAAGCAAUAGGAAGACAUUGUAAAUUAAUAUAUUACGUGAAUUUUAUUGUAUAGAUUUUGAGAAAGCGUACAUUGUGUUUCUCUGUUGUU